This is a messenger RNA of Carassius gibelio (silver crucian carp), 2197 nucleotides long. It is a transcript of the gene ak4, whose product is annotated as adenylate kinase 4. Gene Ontology annotation, molecular function: nucleoside diphosphate kinase activity; AMP kinase activity; ATP binding. Bases 205 to 885 code for a protein of 226 amino acids. The record is from RefSeq and is a predicted model, not a curated record. Gene Ontology annotation, biological process: nucleobase-containing compound metabolic process. The transcript is spliced from 6 exons. NCBI's taxonomy places the organism in Eukaryota, Metazoa, Chordata, Actinopteri, Cypriniformes, Cyprinidae. Gene Ontology annotation, cellular component: mitochondrion; cytoplasm.
UAGGGCGUUUAUGUUUCUCCUCCGUUCAUUUGCAGAGAGGAGACGCUCACGUCCACAUAAAGAGCGAGCAGUAGGCGGUGCAUCAGCGAAAGGCUGCUCACUGUGCUCAGGUUUAAUGAACAGUGACAACGGGCUCCAAUUUCACCGUGGAAAUAAGAGUUUAAUAGUACAGUAUUCUGUUGGGUAGGGCAGUUCAUUGAGAAAAUGUCCAAGUUAUUCCGGGCUGUUAUCAUGGGUCCGCCAGGCUCGGGGAAGGGGACCAUAUCGGAGAGGAUCGCGCACAGUUUCGGCCUGAAACAUUUAUCCAGCGGAGACUUUGUUCGAGAAAACAUCGCUGCGAAAACUGAGGCUGGUAUUCAAGCCAAGACGUAUAUAAAAAAAGGACUGCUGGUUCCAGACCAUGUCAUGACACGUCUAAUGCUGCCUAGAUUGGAGGAGAUGACCAAAUACAGCUGGUUGUUGGAUGGUUUCCCUCGAACACUAGCUCAGGCUGAAGCCCUGUACAGUGCCUGUGAUCUGGAUGUAGCCAUCAAUCUCAACAUUCCUUUGGAAACGCUGAAGGAAAGGCUGCGACAUCGAUGGAUACAUCCACCCAGUGGCAGAGUGUACAACAUGUGCUUCAAUCCUCCCCGCGUCCAGGGGAUAGAUGACAUCACAGGAGAGCCAUUGAUUCAACAGGAGGACGACAGACCCGAAGCCCUGGUGGCCAGACUGAGACACUACAAAGAUGUUGCCAAACCUGUCAUAGACUUUUAUAAGGCUAAAGGCAUCCUGUACACAUUCUCAGACACAGAGACGGAUCUGAUCUGGCCGAACAUCAGCACACUUCUCAGCACAAAGAUCCCCGCCAUCCAAUCAGAUGCUCGAUGUGCUUCAACUCACUGAGGGAAUCAUCUGACAGUCUCAAAUCAAAGACAACAGGGUGGCCUCCUCUCAGAGGAAUAGUUGAUUGACCACAUUUGGUUUCCAAAGAUUCCAUGCAUUUUUAUCGUCGCAACUGUCCAUUUGUAGUAUAGUAUUAUUCAUUGUACUAACUUUGAUUAUUUCAGUUCCUGAAAAGUUUUCAUACAUUUGAAGAACUUGUUGUCUGCUUCUAUUAUUUGCUGGAAUCUGGGAAUUAGUCGGGGGAAAAUUCAACUUAUAUCUUACAAGUACAAUAGUUCUUAAAGUGUAAAUGGUUCCUAGAUUUGCACAAAUUUUAUAUAGACAUGAUUAAAUCACAUAUGAUCAGUGAAGGGUAGACGCAUGUGACCUUGGGUAAGUGAGUGAGACACUGAACUGUUCAAGCAUUCCAGUGAGAUUUAAUUAUUUCUGAAGGGGCUUUACUUUAUAUCCUCUCUGUCUGUGAUGUUUACCUUUCUUAUAUAUUUCAUAGCAGUGUUACCAUUCUUCUAUAUACCAUAAAAAAUGCUAUAAUUAUUUUUAUGUGUUAUACAAGCUCUGUAAUCCAAAUAUGCCAGAUAGGCCCUAUUCUGAAGACCAGGCUUUAUUCUUUGAACUACAUUGAUAGGAUGUUUAACUGUGUGGUGGUGGUGGAUGAGGAGAUACCCCCUGACUAUGUAAGCACUUUGAGUGCCUAGAAAAGCGCUAUAUAAAUGUAAUGAAUUAUUAUUAUUAUUAUUAAAAGUCAAACCAAUAUAUGAGUAACACUUUUAGCAAUGGCAAUAUUUAAGUAGAAUGUGAUAAAACAAUACUGUACCAUAUCAGAUAAUCUUUAAACAUAGACUUCUUUCGUAAAUACUGUUCAGCAUUGCAUUUUUAAAAGCUAUAUCUGGGAGAGCCGUUGAUAGAAAAUAAUCUAAUGGGGUUAACUGUGACUGUUCAGCCAGAACAACAGCGAUUUAUUUUUUAUGCUGAAGAUUAAAGCACAGACUUGAUCAAAAGCCACAGAUUAAAUUACAAUUAGAUUAAAAAUGUUUUACCCUGGAACAAGCUGAAGGAGUGGUAGGAACACAUGACUUUAUAGUUAUCAGCCUAUCUUAAUUUCUCUCUGUUUAUUUUUCUUUUAUUCUUUCUUGCUUCCUGUUCUCUCUCCCAUUUUCUGUUUCAGUCUAUGCCAGUCUUACAUAUCGGACAAGACGGAGAAAACACACAAAAUAUCAGCUUCUUGUUGUGCAAUACCACAUACAACUGUACAAGAAUUUACACGCUUGAGAUUUCCUUUUUUCCAAAGAAAAUAAACGUAUUUUCGCAGAAA